Habropoda laboriosa is the source of this 3221-nucleotide messenger RNA. RefSeq lists its product as uncharacterized. The coding region runs from base 564 to 3221 and encodes 885 amino acids. The record is from RefSeq and is a predicted model, not a curated record. NCBI's taxonomy places the organism in Eukaryota, Metazoa, Arthropoda, Insecta, Hymenoptera, Apidae. The transcript is spliced from 16 exons. Gene Ontology annotation, cellular component: extracellular region.
CGUGGAGACGAGUGCAACUCUGUGCGUCUCAUCGUCGUCUGUGAAGAAUUGAGUUGUUGGUACUUUUUUGUGAGAUUUUUGGUUGCAAUUUUUUGUCGGACGUUGGAUUCGUGGUAAUUUUGGUUUAACGUGCUAAGUGGGGAAGAUGAGUUGAGGUUUCUUUGGCUAGGUAAUAGAUCGGAGGCUGUAGUUUGUGCAGCGAGAGUUGAAGUUGAGAAUCUCUAAAACUUACGAUUCAUUUCGACGGUGCAUUCAUUCGCGUAAAUAUCCACGAGAGAUUGUGAAUGAAUUCCGUUGAAUCGCUCGAGGGUUAUCGAAGCGCCACACUUAGCCGCCAGAUGAUUAUCGAAUAAUCGAUUUCGCGGAAAGAAAGAGCCAGGUGACACCGAAAAGAGAUCACGUUCACGAGAGAACGAGCAACGAGGACUUCUGCGAGUUCUGCUGGACAAUCUGACGCAGCGGAAGUGAGGGAGCAGGUACAGGCGUCACGGUCACGUUUGGGAACCGGAAGUUAGCUACCCUGAGCGUCGUUUCGCCGGGUUUCGCGAUCGCUGCGUUCGAAGAUGAAGCGAUUCAACGUGACAGUACUGCUGUUAAUCGCAAUUUCCCAUUCGAGAGCUACCGAAAAACUGAAAAGCAUAUUCUCCUGGAAAGCGUUGGAGUUCAAUUUUCCGAGCGAACACGCGAGAUUGACGGCGAUUAAAAAUGGAGACUUCAUACCUGGUAACUCGUUACCCAUAGACAUGGACGUUUAUCAAACAGAGACAACGUCGACGGUGUUCAUUUCCAUCCCGAGGUUCCAAGAUGGCGUGCCCGUGACCGUGGGUUACGUAACCGAGCAAGUGUCGGAGGACGGAAACCCCAUAAUCGCGCCGUAUCCAAGCUGGAGGUACAAUAAGAUCAACAACUGCGAUACGCUGACCAGUGUUUUCAGAGUUGAGGUAGACGAAUGUGGCCGACUAUGGGUGCUCGACACAGGAAUGAUCGGCUCUAAACGAGUCUGUCACCCGCAAAUCCACAUAUUUUCUCUAGAGCACAACACACUGAUCACCCGGUAUCAAUUUCCGACGGAUCAGUACAAAACUGAUUCUCUGUUCGUCACCGUGGUGUUAGAUAUUCGAGACGGGGUCGACAAAUGCAGGAAUACGUUCGCCUACAUCGCCGACGUCUCAGGAUUCGCUUUACUGGUCUACGAUUUCGCAAAUUCCCGAUCGUGGAAGAUCGUAAACAACCUGUUCUAUCCUUAUCCACAAUACGGCACGUUUCACAUUAAAAAUGACACGUUUGACCUUAUGGACGGAAUCGUGGGACUUGCCUUGGGACCAAUUGUAAAUGGGGACAGGAUUCUGUAUUUCCAUUCUUUGGCGAGCAUAAUCGAAGGAUAUGUGCCUGUCUCUGUAAUCAGGGAUUAUGAAUUGUUCACGAAGAAUUCUGAGUCCUCGCCUAGGUCGUUCGUUCCUUUUGAGGAGGAAAGGAACUCGCAGUCUGUUGCCGAGGCUAUGGAUCGGAACGGAGUACUUUUUUUCGGUUUGUUAUCCAAUUUAGCGAUCGGGUGCUGGAACAGCAAGCAUUAUCCUGAGUUUGGAGGGAGGAAUCUGCUGACACUCGUCGUUGAUCCGGAAACAUUGCAGUUUCCGUCGGGAAUGAAGAUAACAACAUCGAAGAAUGGAUUGCAGGAGCUCUGGGUCCUCUCGAAUUCAUUCCAGAAGUACAUGACCAAUUCUAUGCGUACCAACGAAACGAACUUCCGAAUUCAAGCAGGUUUCAUCGACCAAUUGGUCCACGGAACGAUAUGCGACGCGACCGCUUAUCAAGGAGAUUCGAAUCAGUUGACCACUUAUACUCUUCAGUUACGAAGAGUUCACAACGUAUGGAUUUGUUUCCCUGAACCAAGUUUCAGAAAUUCAUUUAUAUCGUCCAUUUUAUUUCUCGGGAAUUUCGCUCGUGCCGGGAUCAGGUCUCAAGAAAUCAUGUUGACCUGGUGCACGUUGUUACUGUGCCUCAGCGUAGCUUCCCAAGACGUUACUGCAGGCAGAACUCGUUUCAGAAAUGUGAGAAGAGGAUUGAAAGUGAUUCACGAAUGGAAUUAUAUAGAUUAUGAGUUUGCUAGUGAGCAACAAAGGGCAGACGCGAUUCAAACUGGCGAAUACGUUCCUACGAGCUGUUCUCCCAUUGAUGUGGAUACUUGGAACCAAGAAACAUUCGUCACUGUAAUAAGAAGCGCAGGUGUACCAUCCAGCUUGAACACUAUAUCUACUGAAAGUGGCGCCGGUGGUCCUCUACUGAAGCCUUAUCCCGAUUGGAGUUGGACAAACACCAGCAAUUGCGACGGUAUCACCAGUGUCUACAGAGUCGCGAUCGACGAAUGUGACAGAUUAUGGGUAAUAGAUAAUGGUGUGGUCGGUGAAACACGAACAUGUCCUGCUCAGCUUCUUGCUUUCGAUCUGAACACCUCAGAAUUAUUGAUAAGAGAAAAGAUACCGAAUAAUAUUGCGAUAAAUUCCACUUCUGGACAGGGAUUAUUGAUCACGCCGAUUGUUCAGACUUUCGGACCUAACUGUAGACAUACUACCGUAUACAUAGCAGACGUAGAAGGUUACGCUUUGCUCGUGUACGAUGGUCAAUCUUGGCAACGUUUGACGUCCAGUUCUCUCGACUACGAUCCAAAUGCUACGAUGUACACAAUCGAGGGACAAAGUUUCUCGUUGCAGGAUGGUCCUGUGGGUAUGGCCUUGUCUAAAUCGUCAGGCAAUCUUUACUUCAGUCCUAUGUCUUCUUACAAUUUGGAUUUCGUUAACACUCGGGAAAUUGCUAUGAGUCAAGGCGGCAAUGUGAUGUUUGCGAGUUACAACGACGUGUUAACCACUCAAGCCAGCGCUAAAGCUAUGUCCAGAAACGGCGCUCUCUUCUACGGCCUGGUGAACGAUACCUCGAUCGGUUGCUGGAACGAAAACAAGCCACUAACUAGAGAAAACCUUGAUGUGGUCGCCAGAAAUCCCACGACUCUUCAGUUCACCAGUGGAAUGAAGAUUAAAGAAGGCGUAUACGGCGAGAAGCUGUACUUGUUCACUAACAGAUACCAGAAGUUAGCAACGGGAACCUUGAAUGUUACCGAAGUGAACUUCCGAAUUUUGGUAGGAAAUGUGGAUGGAUUACUGGAGAAUACUCGUUGUCAACCGCCUGGACACUUUUCCUUUUGGAAAUAUAUUCUAAAACUCUGA